AUGGGUCUUGUUAUCCUCAAAGAACUCAUGCACCGUGUCCAAAAGCGCAAAAACCUUCCCGAGAUUCCUCGCCCAUCCGACUACUUCGAACUUGCCGGUGGCACAAGCACUGGUGGUAUCAUGGGUAUCAUGCUUUUCCGACUACGCAUGACUGUAGACGACACCAUCACAGAAUAUGACAGAAUUGCCAAGAGCAUCUUCAGUCCCAAGUUCUGGGGUUAUGACAUCAGCUGGCUACCUGGUGCGAAAGGCAUCAACAACAGCAAGGCCUUGGUCCAAGACAGUCGUUUUGACGCAUUGUCUAUGAGCAAAGCCAUUGAUGAGGUCGUGGAGAAGUAUGGUCUUGAUGAAAAUGAUAAGAAGCUCAAGGGAAAUGCCCCUCUUAUGCACGAAGGAGGUGCACGUAUGUUCUGCUGCACCACUGCCCAGAACAGAGCCGAGUCUAUGUUGAUGCGAUCUUACAAAGACAGCACAAUUUAUUCCAAAUCAAAGGUCAACGACGCACUUCUCAAACACGGCGACAAGCUCACUAUUAGCAUCGCUGCUCGUGCUACAUCCGCCGCGCCGACCUUUUUCCCCGAAGUCAAGUUCCCCGAAGACAAGCCCGACCUUGUAUUCUGGGACGGCGGUCUUCUGAACAACAACCCCAUCGACCAACUCUGGUACACGCGCUUCGAGCUUGUUGACCCAUCAGAACCAGCCCCUUCGAUCUCAUGCGUUAUCAGCUUGGGUACUGGCUACGUCAGUCCAGGCAAGGCUAAGCCAUCAUGGAUCAAGGUCGUUGGCGUCGCAUCAAAGGUCAUGGACUUUGCUACCAACACCAAUGCUAAGGGCAAGGACUUUUCACGACACAUGAAGCAUUUGAAUGCGAGAGAGGAGCAUAAGGAUACAAAGUAUAUCCGUUUCAACCCUUAUCUGAAGGAGGAAAUUGGUUUGGAUGAUUACACCAGAAUGGAGGAAUUGAAGGACCUUGCUAGGAAGACUAUGGCUGAUCCAAAUGAGACGAACCAGUACUGGAUUGAGCAGGCUGUCGAUGCUAUUUGCGAUACCAAGUAG
Molecule: messenger RNA, 1056 nt
Organism: Fusarium graminearum PH-1
Lineage: Eukaryota; Fungi; Ascomycota; Sordariomycetes; Hypocreales; Nectriaceae
Exons: 2
Coding region: 1-1056 (351 amino acids)
Biological process (GO): arachidonate metabolic process
Cellular component (GO): membrane
Source: RefSeq, a predicted model, not a curated record